Amoebophrya sp. A25 is the source of this 7201-nucleotide messenger RNA. Lineage: Eukaryota; Dinophyceae; Syndiniales; Amoebophryaceae. The record is from the annotation of a GenBank genome assembly.
UUUCGUCUUCGCCAAUGAUGAUCUUUUCCAGGACAGUGGACCAGGUUCGUUUUUUCUUCCCUCGCACUCGCUUUCGUAUCGUUUUCCUCGAUUUUCGAUGACUUUUUUAGAUGAGUAUCGUUUUCCUCGAUUUUUGAUGAGUAAGUUAGACCACGGAUAAUUGAAACACUGUCAAGUGGGAUGAUGAUCUUGUUCCGUUGUAGCACCAGUACCUUCCAGAAGAUAUUUGAUACUGGUGAUGUCAUAGAGUCAGUCUUUUCCAGAAGAUACUGACCUUUUUUUGUUGUUCUAAGAACGUCAACUUCACUAUGAAGAUACCUUCAAGUACUAGAACGAUGCAAGACACUGUUGCUCCUGCGAUGUACGGUGCUCAACCGGAGGCUUUUACCACUUGCCGCCACAGAACACGGCCUUCUCGCACAGUAUCCGAAGUCAUGUUGAGGACUACAACGAUUUUGGCCUUGUCAACAUCUUGUUUGGCCUCUGGUCACUUCGCCACUGCUGAAGAUGCUGGAAAUGGAAAGAUGGCCGUCCUUCCUUUGAUCCAAAGGCGUGAGUCUCGAUACCACUACAUUGGUGCUAGCUCUUUUCUUGCGGUGCAUUCUCAUUCGAGAGAGCAUCAUGGGAGUCCGCAGAAGUCUUCACCGGGUCGUGCCUCUUCAACAUCAAGUUUAAGUCUUUUAGAGCAGACGAGCGAUGAACAAGAGGACUCGGACACGACCGCUGAUGAAGAAGACAUUGAACAAGAUCCUGUUGAAGAUUCAGAACAUCGUCCAGCAAAAGAGUUUGCUGCAUCUUCUAGGAGAAAAUCCACAACAAGUACUUCUAGUGGGAACAAUGAUGUAAAGAAGCGCGAACACGACCACGAGAGCCAGACGACAAGAGAUUACUCAUCUUCUACUAGUGCCAAGAAUACUGCUACCUCUUCAUCCAAAUCCAAGACGAAUGGGAAGAAUCAAGAACAUCAGGGAGGUUCGCGGCGACGAUCCAGGGACGACUUGGACGACGUAGCUGCGGAAGAAACGGGUUUUGAUCCUGCGCAAUAUUUCGGCAAAGAGGUGGAUUCCGGAGUCCGCAUUGUGCGGACCCAAGAAGCAAUCGACAGUAUGAAAGUCGGCAGAGGGACCACGCGGCCGCAUCAGAGGGGAGCGACGUACUUGAAUUACCUUAACAUCAACAUAUGCUUUUGAUGAUACUUUUACUUGCUCACAUACAGAUCGUGUGUUUUGACAUUAGAGAGCCUGUUGCAGUUGUAAGGGUAAAUAGUACGUAUCUUUUUCUCAUUCUUUCACUUUCCCGCAGAAAUCACAUUGAGAUCACUCACCUACUCCUCCACACAAUCCUCACAGGGGCUCUGCUGGCAUGAUGCUGCUUGAAAACAUCGCGGAUAUGCAAUAUAUGGCUGAGGUUGAGGUGGGCACCCGAUUUGCCUCGUCCGGCGACUGCGAGGACUGUCUACGACUACCACAAGCAAAAAUGCGAGUCAUCCUCGAUACUGGAAGUUCCGACAUUUGGAUCAAUGCUGAGAAAUGUAACGAGGAUGGGUCUUUUGCAUCUGAAGAUGGUGAGGACACAGGAGCAGGAGACACUAACACAGCUGUUUCGACGUCGAAUGCUGAGAGAAGAAGAGGUAGUGCUAGGCAUCAACAUCAUGCGUCUCUUAGCGGUAGAAGAUCUUCGAGUAGUAGCAGAAGAAACAAGAAGGAUAACCCUUUUGAGGCUCUUUUUGGUGGUGCUGCACAAGGUCCGAAAUGUCGUGCUGGUGCAGGCGUGUACGAACCAGAGCUCUCUGUUACUGCCCGUGACUGUGCUACUAUGUUGAGGGCGUCCACGUUUUUUUCGGGUUCCGCCGGGGACACUGACGGGAAGAGCAAACAUACUAGAGUAAUAAUUCACGACCAUGCGAACAAUUCUUCUGCUCUAGUGCAACAUGCGUUUUUGAACGAAGAUGAAGAUGAAGAUGCUGAGCAGGAUUUAGAAGAGAAAGAGGAGGACGUUGAACACGUAGCAGCAUCUUCUAUUGUCGUCGAUGAUGAUGAACAAGGAGAAGAGCACCAAGAAGAAGAUGCAUUGGCUGAUCAAGUCGAUGGAGAAGCUUCUGAAGAUGCAGCUUCUGAAGAUGGAGACACCACGGAAGAAGAUGCGGAUGAUGUCGCGGACAGCUUUUUACAAGUCGCUACUUCUGGUCGGCGAAGCAGAAAAAGUGGAAGAACUAAGCUGUCAAGAACUAGUACUAAGAAAAUGCUGAGAAAACAUGAGAAGCGUGCUGGGACUAGCAGAGCCUCUUCUAAUACCGAGCACGUCGGAGCUAAAACCCGCGGUGAAUCUGUCAUGGCUGCUCGAAGAAAGCCCACGGCGAAGAGCCCCCAGCAUGCUUCAAAUACAACCACACGAACCUCUACUUUUAGGACCUCCAAUUUUUCCACUUCAGAUGACUUCAAUCCCAAUACUAUCAUGAACAAGUUCACAGACGACGAGAUCGAGCAGAUUUGCAAGAUUGGGAGUGUUUUCGGAAGUGGGAUUUUAACUGGAACACGUGGAUUUGAUGAUGUAAAGCUCGGUCCUAUAACCGUCUUCGCGCAAGGCUUCAACAUGAUCCAGAAGCAUCACGGGGAGAUCUUCAACGAAAUCGAUUUGGAUGGGAUAUUUUAUGGAGGCUUUUUUUCUAGACUGAUUUAGAUGGGAAGAUAUUUUAUGGAGGCUUUUUUCUAUUUACUUUUGCAGAGAGAUGAAUCUUUCUCUUGCUCUUGAGCUUGAGAAUUCACCUAGAAUUCACCUAGUUUCGUUGAAAUCUUCAAUUUAUUGGUGAUGAAUUCUCAUUCAAGAAAAGAUGAUUUAAUCCGUAUAGUUCUACUAGACUAUCACUGUGAUUGAUAUAGACUCUAACUUUUCGGCCUCAGUUUCCCGUCCCUUGUGGCAACAACACCUGUGGAGACCGAGGUGGAUGGCGCGCAAGUCCUUCUAACACGCGGAAGAGACUAUUUUAGAGGAGAAACAUCUCUCCUUCUGUCAUCUUCUAUUAGCAGUGGUAGUGGUACUUCUUCUUCUCCCUCGGGAAUGGGAAGCUACAACCCUGGUACAACUGCAGUUGUACCUGGCAAAGACUUACGAAGUUUAAUGCAGGACCUGGAUCCAAGGGAGUUGCCAGUAGCACGCCGUCUCGAAAAGAUUCGUGAGAAAAUGCAGAAACUCAAGGUCGAUAAGAACAAGCAAGAAAAUCAAAGGAGUGGAGGUGGAACUGCAUCUCGAGCACUGCCUUCUACGGCUAAAGCUCUAGGUGGGAGUAGUAAGAACAGCACGAUUUCAUCCACUUCUAAGAAGAGGUCGGAUCAUGAACGUCAUGGUUCAUCUCCGAGCAAAGGCAACGGAGCAACGACCACGACUAAGCAUGCUGUCGAACAAGAGACUAAAGCUUCUGAAUAUGAGAGGACCAUUUCCACCUCAUCUUCAAGUAAGGAACAAAACAAGAUGUCACAACGUCUUCGACGCGAGUUUGAGCUUGUCAACGACCUCGCGACACCUUUUUUCGACAACGUGAUGCAGUCGAACAGGAUUCCAAACGAGUUUUCCUUCUACUUGUCGCGCGCUCCACGCCAGAAUUCGAUCUUUACCAUGGGAGGCAUCAUGCGCGAGGCGGCAGAAGGCGGCACACUUCAUACGUUUCCAGUUGUGCACCAGCGGUAUUGGGCAUUAGGGUUAGAUGACGUCACCAUCGCGAUGAACAGUCCCCUGGAGAAGGACGGCCUUCGCAGUGUCCUUUUUGCUGCGCCUCGUAGGGAGAAAAAGUCGCUCUACAGAAUGACGGUCCUUCAUCCGAAAGAGACCUCCACUGGUGCUGACUCUAUCGGAAAAGCAUUGUCAGACAUCUUCGACAGUCUAGGUGGAGGUGGUGACGAGGAAGAAGGACAAGGAAGAGGAGAUGAUGGUUCUAGCUCGAGUGGAGGAGGCCAAGAUGGGGGACGAGAAAGGAACAAUUCAACUUCUUCAGGAUCAGGCCAGAGUAGUGAGGAAGACGCGCUAACAAAAUAUUUCGAAGAAAUUCUGAAUGGCAUGAUGAAUGGACGCAAAGGCAAUAGGGGCAGCUCAAUGUCCUCCACCAAGCAUUCUCAUCAUCAUGAUCAACAUAGUUCUGCUUCCGUGUCUGAAGAACAUACGUCGAAUAGCGCCAUUGAUGUCCAGCGACCAUGGAGUAUGGAAGAGUGGCUUGGCGACUUUUUUGGACAUGCUAUUGCUGCAGCACUUACGCACAGUAGAGGUGAUCGGAGUAAAAAUAGGAGAGGACAUCACUUCACUACUUCUAGUCCCGGCCAAGCAAGCGAAGCAGAACUCACCUAUCAUGCAGAGCCGGUCUUGACCACACCAAGCAAGUACUCGAACGCUUUACCUCAUGCUCGACAGAAAAUCAGUCGCAGGCAGAGACUAGCACACGUUGCGGCUGCUUUGGUUGAAGAGGUGCUUUUGUCCGGUGAUAUUAGUGGAGAUUCUGGUGAUGAGCAUGAGCAAGCUACUUCUUCCAGUGCUGACCACGACCAAAGCCCUCAAGAAGACAAGAAAAAGGAACAAAUGCUUGAUCUAGUUCGUCAUUAUCUGUUGAGUCAUUUUCUACCCGAAAACGUGAAGAAAGCUCCACUGGCGCAUUGGCCAGCAAUGGCGAGGACUUCUUUGCUCCAGAUCGCCAGUAAGGUGCAGCACAAGAAGGAGAAUCUAGUAGGGCAGGUGGAGGAACAAGGUAGUACUGCAAGCACCACUUCUUCAACAAGUUCUUCAUCCUCGGUUCUUCAACAAGUUCAUCCAGAACCAAAGGAUGAUCUGAAUCAAUUGCGUGCUAAGCGCGUCGCCCAUUUCCUUGGUGCUGCGUUGCAGCAGUCUUCUAUUGUGUCAAAUCGCGUUCGCCGAGUUCUGAAACGCGUUGCGCUGCUGGACAGAGGAGGUGCACUUGCUCGUCCUCGUCCUGAUUUCACUGACGACGAUGAGGAAGAGGAGGAGAGUGACGACAAUGAUGGUAGAGGCUCUGGUGAUGACGAGGACAACAAGAAUGAGGUGGAGCAAGGCUCUGCAACUAGAAAUAACGCGACGACCGAGGGGGCGGAGCCUCUAGUCAAGCGAAGAUCAGACGAUGACGAUCAAAAAUCAAGCGAUAAGAAGAAGAUGGACGCUCAUCCGAUACCGUUGACCGUGAAUAACCUGAUCGUGGAUAGUGGCACGUCGCUCUUCACAGUCCCCAAGCACGUGUAUAAAACACUGAAAGAGCUAUUGCCAGAUAGGACCUGUGACGACGUUGCGUUUGAAAGCACACAAUACGGCAACCUCACUUUCUGGCUAAAGGAUGUUCAGGUAUUUUCUUUCUCUUUUUACUCAAAAAAACUAAUGCUUCAAGUUGGAAUAGCCAAACACGUUCUUAUCCAUGAAACCAUACCUCAAAAUUCGUCAGGGCCAAGUCCGUCCUUUGACAUUGACCCACGACGAUUAUAUGAUUGCCACGGCUGUGACGCCCAGUGCGAAAGACCAGAAGUUAAGGGUUAACCAAUUACAUCUGCCACAACCAUUCCUCGCUCUUUUUACAGUAGGAAAGAGGUGAGGGAUGUUCUGAAGAAUGUAAUUCUGCAACCUUUAAAGAAGAAUCCGGAACCACAUGAACUAAUUUGUUCUCUGGCCUUUACUCCAUUGGAUAUCCCCAAGGAGUCUAUCCCAGGCGGCGCCAUCGUCGCAGGCAUGCCAUUCAUGCGACGAUUCUAUUCUUAUGGAUACAGUUUCAUGCUGUCAAUGUGAACUCGUAGUUCUUCUCUGUCUACUUAAGUACUUUAAGUAACACUCCUAUCGUGAUCGAUUGUGUUGUUUCUAUAACCUGCGUUUGUCUUGUAGUUCUUCUCUGUCCACUUAAGUACUUUAAGUAACACUCCUAUCAUGUGAAGACUGUGCGCACUCCCAUGGCAGAGUUGCUUCUGCGCUACCAUUUGCGUCUACCAUUUUCGCCUCUCCCAAGUUCUAAUCCAUCGUUUUCAAUCGCGGUGGACCCUCGAUGACUGGACAGCAUCAUCGUGGUUCAUCUUCUUCGAGUCAAAACACUCAUCAUGGCCCAACGAUUUCGCUGGGUGUCGCUCGGCCCGACUUUCAACCUGCUGAGGCCAUGCCUUAUGCUAGUGGGCAUAUGAGUCAGAGUGCUCAAAUUGAUGGAAUGCUACGUCAUCCUCAUGCUGUCACUCAGAAUACCAAUAGCAUCGCAGGGAGUAAUCCUGUGAAACAAGACGUGCAGGAUCAGGAAGAUGAAGAUGAAGAGUCCACUGUCGAUUCCAUACAGAAUCGGAUUUCAGAUGAAAAAAAGGAGAGGAAGAUUUAUGCUCGGACAAACCAAAAGAAGGACAAAACGAAGAAUCAUGUCCACAUUGUUGAGAGAAGUAGGUCGUCAAGAAGACGGUCAAAGUUAGAGGGUAGAAAGCAAGAAGGCAAGAUGCAAGAGGGCAAGAUGCAAGAGGACAAACAGCGACAGGACAAGCAGGAGCAUGGCCCUAAAAAAGAUAGUAAAGCGCUACUCGACCACGAGUCAGGAGAGGGUCAAGCAGAACAAGAAGUAGAAGAAGAAGACGCGCAUGCCCUUAAUGAAGGUGAGAUUGAUUUAGAAAAUGAUCUAGUUUCGGUUCCUGACGUGCUGGAUGGCGAUAGCGACGGCGAGGAAGAGGAAGAAUCUUCACCCGAAAGGAGUGAUACAGAUACAACUAGUGAGGACGAGGCAAGUGAUGAACAUGAUGGGGCAACAAGAGGAAGACCUUCUAAAAUAGUGAGCAGUACUAGUUCUAGUGCUGCCACGUCAGUAGAAUCUGCUUCUUCGUCGACUAUGGAAGAAGAACUCAAGAACGAUGCUAACGAGGAUGAAGAUGAUGCAGAACAGGAACUUGACUCACCAGAAGAUGAUGCGGGACAACGAGAAGAACAUCAAAAUACUGCCCUACUUGAAGAACAAGAGCAAGACACUCUGCUUGACCGAGACCAAGAGGACCCUCUUCUUGAACAAGAUCAAGAACUACAACAGAACCUCCGAGUAGAGCAACCACAAAACCAAGACGUUGUCCCAGAUGAAGAGUAUUCUGACGAGGCAGCUGAGGAGAAUUCUGACGACGAUGCGGAAUUGUCUUCGCGAGCUGCAGAGCGACUCACACCGAAGCCAAGGCGUUACAUUCGGCGGGAAAAAGGGCGAGAGCAGUAA